Messenger RNA from Diospyros lotus (date-plum), 1155 nucleotides. RefSeq lists its product as uncharacterized. Lineage: Eukaryota; Viridiplantae; Streptophyta; Magnoliopsida; Ericales; Ebenaceae. The record is from RefSeq and is a predicted model, not a curated record. The transcript has 3 exons. The coding region runs from base 1 to 1155 and encodes 384 amino acids.
AUGGCUCACAGAAGCCUAAGGCAUCUGCAGACACUGGACCAAGAUCAUAAUGAUGAGAUCAAGGCAGUUACUUUCAAGAAUGCUCCUGAAAAUCUCAAACUUACAUCACCUGACAUUCAAAAAGAUAUUAUAAGUGUUGCUGCUUUUGAAACAAUAAAUAUCAUUAUCAACGAGAUUGGUGAUGGGUUAUUUUCUAUUUUAGUUGAUGAAUCUCAUGACAUUUCAGUUAAGGAACAAAUAUCUAUUGUUUUGCUUUAUGUGAAUAAGAAGGGAUGUGUAGUUGAACGUUUUGUAGGAAUCAAACAUGUUUCGAGUACCACAGCUCUCUCGCUUAAGGAUGCUAUUGAUAAUUUGUUUUCUAGAUACAAAUUGAGUAUAUCUAGUUUGAGAGGUCAAGAUUAUGAUGGAGCUAGCAAUAUGCAAGCUGUAGCAAACAAACAUGUAGAGAUUGAAGCAUUCUUUGACUUGGUUGAUAGGGUUGUGAAUGUUGUUGGAGGAUCAGCUAAACGAUGUGAUCUUCUUAGAAAAAAACAAAGACUCCAAAUUCUUGAAGCACUUAGUCAUGGUGAAAUAUCAAGUGGAUGGGGCCUUAAUCAACAAACUACUCUUAAGCAUUUUGGUGAUACACGUUGGGGCUCUCAUUAUGGUUCUUUAUUGAAUUUGAUUCAUAUAUUUUCACCUACAAUUGAUGUCCUUGGAGUGAUUGCUAAUGAUGUUCCAAGUUCUGAAAAAAUAGGUGAAUCAUGUAAUUUGUUGAAUUUGAUAAUAACAUUUGACUUUGCGUUUAGUCUAUAUCUCAUGAAAAAGAUUUUAGGAAUGUCAAAUGAAUUGUCAAAGGCACUACAAAAGAAAGAUCAAGAUUUUGCUAAUGUCAUGAGAUUAGUGAAAAUUUGUAAAGAACAGCUUCAAGCAAUGAGGGACAACGAAUGGAAUUCUUUUUUAGAAACAAUUUAUUCUUUCUGUCAGAAGCACAGUAUUAAUGUUCCCAACAUGGAUGAUACUUAUAAACCUCCAGGUCGUUCACGAUGUAACACUCCAAAAAUGACAAAUUUGCAUCACUUACAGAUAGAUUUCUUUUAUGCAGUCAUUGAUAUGCAACUUCAAGAGUUGAAUGAUCGUUUUUCUGAGGUAAAUAGUGAAUUAUGCCUUUUGUGA